AUCGACAUUUCAAUUAUUAUUACUGUAAUAAUCAAUCUUAUUCUGUAAAUCUCCAGUUCUUUUUUUUAAUCUAAAGUAUAACUUUUAAAGAUUUAUCUUACCUUUAGUCCAAACAGUGUGCUUUGUUGAAGCAGGCUUAUUCUUACACUUGUUACUUCCAGUGCAUUCGUCAUCUUCAGAACUAGAAUUUUAAACCAAAACAUUUUGAACGUUGUCGUGAUAUGAGAAAUUAACAAUUUACCUGAUGUUGUACAGAAGUAUCUGUUCUUCUAAGUGGUACCCAUUCGGGGCAAAGGUCUUGCUUUCCAAAGGGUUAAAUUGUACGGAAUAACUUUGAAACAAAUAGAGAAAUGGAUUCUGGCCCGUGUAAAGUUGGUGAGAUGUUUAAUGAAAAAAUAUUUAAACCACAAGAAGAAGAAAUAAUGGAUACAAAUUGUGAUAAUUCAAAAAUAAAUAAAUUCAAAACUGAUUUGGACAUAAGUAAAUUUGAUGGAAAGAUGGUUGCAGAGAAGGAACUAGUUCCUUGGGAUGAUUCAUCAUCAGGAAAAACUGAUGUCAUACUUGACGGAACAGUAAUUUUCUUAGUCAUUUUUAUUUCUGUACUUCAAUCCAGGUUUUUAUCAAUUUUUAUUCAGCAGAAGGGUUGGAAUGCGAAUGAAAUGUUCAGGUGGAAUGAGAAGAUGUAUGGUGUUAAGUCGGAUUUUGAUCCAGAACUCUCCUUAUAUACACUCCCCCUGCCAAAAAAAGAUUCUAAAGACUACAGAGAAGCUGAGGCGAAAGCAGAAAAAAUAGCGAAUGAGAUUGAAAAAAACCAAAAUUAUAAAGCCAGGAUCGAACUAGAAAACAACGACGAAGAAAUGAAUUCUGAAUCAAAUUCUUUGUCAAAUGACAAAAACAGUGAACGACCCAAGCCACAGAGGAAUUUCAGUUGUUCUCUAGGUAAAAAAGGAGACUCACAGUUGCCCAACAUAGCAACUGGAUACUCAGACAAGCCUUCAGGACCACAAGGAGAUUCUGCUUAUCAAAUAGAGCCUGCAGGCACCAAAAUGAAUUUGCAAGAUGAAAAAGCAAUCAAAUCAACACUCAAUCCCAAUGCCAAAGAAUUCAUUUUCAGGCCUAAGCCCAACCCGGUGCCAAGUCCUGUGUACAGUGUACCGAAGUACUGGCCCCACCAUCCGCAAUUGAUUGGUUACAGCCCAAUACCAGUGCCAGUUCACCCUGUGAUGUUUGUACCAUCCCAGCCAUACUACCAGGUCCCAUAUCAAAUGAAUAGAUAUUGGAAAGAUUCUUAGACAAACUGGAGCAUCCUUGAUUGGAAAAAUUUACUUCAAGAUAUAUCUAGCUAUUUUUAGCUUAUAUAAUGCUUUAGAUCCAAGCGUUAUCAUAAUCCUUAUUAAACAAU
Molecule: messenger RNA, 1402 nt
Organism: Cimex lectularius (bed bug)
Lineage: Eukaryota; Metazoa; Arthropoda; Insecta; Hemiptera; Cimicidae
Product: ataxin-2 homolog
Exons: 7
Coding region: 351-1292 (313 amino acids)
Biological process (GO): cytoplasmic stress granule assembly
Cellular component (GO): cytoplasmic stress granule
Molecular function (GO): RNA binding
Source: RefSeq, a predicted model, not a curated record